This is a messenger RNA of Tremella mesenterica DSM 1558, 273 nucleotides long. RefSeq lists its product as uncharacterized. Lineage: Eukaryota; Fungi; Basidiomycota; Tremellomycetes; Tremellales; Tremellaceae. The record is from RefSeq and is a predicted model, not a curated record. The coding region runs from base 1 to 273 and encodes 90 amino acids. The transcript has a single exon.
AUGGGUCAAAUCAUCAGCGCAAUAGGCAGAGGUAUCAUGGCCGUCAUCAGCGCCAUCGCUAAUGUCAUCAUGGCUAUCGUGGGAGGUAUCACCACCGUUUUACUCGCUAUCUGGGACUGUGAGUCAUACCGUUUUCAUGAUCUUCUCAUCCCACACCUCCAUUCCAAAUUCCUCGGUAUGGGACGACCGCCUCAUCCCGCCUUUCCAUCACGCGCAUGCCUUUCACCCCUCCCUGCCACUAUUCGGGAAGAAUUCACAACAUCCUCACGAUGA